Cuscuta campestris is the source of this 2025-nucleotide messenger RNA. NCBI's taxonomy places the organism in Eukaryota, Viridiplantae, Streptophyta, Magnoliopsida, Solanales, Convolvulaceae. The record is from the annotation of a GenBank genome assembly.
CUUCGCAGGAAGAUGAUAGUCUACUCCUUUUUAAAGCAUCCAUGGAGGAGGCCCGAGUGGUGAAGCAAUGUUUGGAGGAAUAUGAGUUAGCCUCGGGACAACAGGUGAACUUCUAUAAGUCAACGGUCUGCUUUAGCCUUAACACUGCCCAUGAAGUUAAAGAGGAAAUUAGCCGCUUUUUUGGCGUUACUCUGGCAGAUGACUUUGGGAAGUAUUUAGGUCUCCCCUCAUGCAUAGGCAGAAAUAAAAACUUGGUAUUUUCUUUUAUUCUAGACAAGAUCCGCCGUCGUACUUGUGGAUGGAACAAACGUUUACUCUCAAAAGCCGGAAAGGAGAUCUUAUUAAAAACUGUGGCCCAAGCAAUGCCACAAUUUGCCAUGAGCGUGUUCCUCCUGCCCAUUGGGGUAUGCCAGAAGAUUGAAAGAAUUAUGAACCAGUUUUGGUGGCAGAAUAGUGGCAAUGCUUCCUCUAAUAUUCAUUGGUUAUCAUGGAGGCGUUUGACAACUCCAAAAAAGUUCGGGGGGCUUGGUUUCAAGGAUAUCCAUGCCUUUAAUAUUGCCAUGUUGGGCAAGCAAGGGUGGAGAUUAUUAACAAAUCCGGAUUCAUUAGCAGCUAAGAUUUUUAGGGCAAGAUACUUUCCGAAGACGUCUUUUUUAGAGGCGAAGAUUGGCCCCAACCCAAGCUUUGUUUGGAGGAGUAUGUUGGAGGCCCAAAGUCUCAUUAAAGAUGCAGGAAGAAAAAGAAUUGGGAAUGGGAGUGAGACCCUUGUUUGGAGUCAUGCAUGGUUAUGGGAUGAAUCGAGCCCGUCUAUCUCGACUCCCCGACCAGAAUUUUGCCCUGAUUUUCCAGUCUCGUUCCUCAUUGACCACUCCACUAACACUUGGAACUUGGAUAUGUUGCAGCACUGGUUUUCUGAAGAAGAUAGAGCCCGGAUUCUUCAAGUCCCGAUAUCGCCAACGUUAACGGACCAAUGGUACUGGGCAUUGGACCCGUCUGGGGAUUACUCUGUUAAAAGUGCUUACCGAAAGCUUAUUGGGGAGGCAUCAGACACGAGCAGUUUUAACCACUGGUGCAGGUUAUGGAAGCUGAAAGUGGCGCCUAAAAUCAAGGUAUGUUUUUGGAGGGCGCUUCGGGAUAUUUUGCCGGUUGCAUGUUCGCUUGAGAGGAAAGGUUUAGAGUUAGAUACUCUGUGUCGUAGUUGUGGUACUGCUGAGGAGAGUGUUACUCAUGUAUUUGUGGCCUGCCCGGUAGCACAGAGACUGUGGAGGGUGCUGGGCGUCAAGGUUGUCAAUAACCAUGGUUACUGUUUUGAUUCGCUACUACACUGGGCAGAUUUUAACUUCCGCAGUAGGACUGGAAGGGAAAUGGAUUGCGUGGCAGCGGGGAUUUGGGGACUGUGGAAGGCAAGGAAUAUGGCCAAUUGGGAGAGCAAGCUGCCGACCGUGGGUAUCAUCGAGGCUUGGACCAGAGAGGCUUUGGGUUCAGCGCCAUCAAACUGUUCAGGGCCGAAGGAACCUGCGACAGAGCCUAGAAUCAGUGGCAUUACAUGCUCGGUGGAUGCAGCCGUGUUCGAGAAUGCUCGUCGGGUGGGAGUCGGUGCAAUCCUUCGAGGUGAAGAUAAAUCUUUUAUUGGAGCUUUCAACUCUUGCAUUAACUGUCCUCUAGAGCCACGAGUUGCAGAAACCAUGGCGAUUAAAGAGGCCUUGUCUUGGAUUAAAGGACAUGGCUUCUCGGAGGUUAGUAUUUUGUCUGAUUGUGCUUUGUUGAUUAAAGCACUCAAUAAUCCAUCGAGCAGAAACACCUCGUAUUUGGGUGCCAUUGAAGGUGACUGUAGAGGUUUAGCUAGCUCUUUUAUUUCUUUGAAGUUUUUCUACAUUCCUAGAACCUUAAAUUGUAUUGCUCAUGCUUUUGCGAGAGAGGCUGGGGCGAGGACUAAUGAGUGGUGGAAUUCCCCCCCGACUUUGUUUCUCAUUUGAUUUGAUGAAUGACAAUCUCUUUUACUUCAAAAAAAAAGAGAUUAUAUUG